Molecule: messenger RNA, 2169 nt
Organism: Aspergillus alliaceus
Lineage: Eukaryota; Fungi; Ascomycota; Eurotiomycetes; Eurotiales; Aspergillaceae
Product: CENP-N/CHL4 family protein
Exons: 1
Coding region: 224-1666 (480 amino acids)
Biological process (GO): CENP-A containing chromatin assembly; chromosome segregation
Source: RefSeq, a predicted model, not a curated record
UACAUAAAAGUCCAUUUCUUCAUUGACAGUGCAUAUCAUCGAUGAUCAUUAACUCUUAUCACCACGUGAUCCUAUUUGUUGAUGGCCUGGGCAGUGAUGUUCCUCAAGAAUGGAAGAUGGAACUUUCCACAGCCCACCUCAGAGCCACACACCCCGGACCGGGGAUAAUGCGCUAGGACUUAUCACCGUUAUAUAGACACCAUACAAAGCAGCUACUAAAUCAAUGGCACGUCCAAAGACGAUCCGCGCUCCCACCACUGCCAGUCUUCCCAGCAACCUCCGCAUCCCCUCCACAACACCGUCCCUCGUUAAGUCACUAGGGAAGCUCACUCGGCAGGCAUUGCUGGACCUCGUGUUUUACUGGCUAGAUGAUCGCAAUGUUCAGUCAUUUGCGCCAUACCUGGAACGAGACGAAGCUGAGGGCACGGAUGAUGAAGAACUCGGUCCGUACCCGGCCGAGCGGACCAUCGACAACGUGCGCAAUGCCUACCAGGAGCUACAAGUGCGAAAGGGUGGGAAGCGGGAAGUGAUUGAUCGCAUACUUGAAGGCGAUUGGAGACACGGUAUUACGUUACUCCAGCUUGCAAUGGUUGACCUUCGGUAUAUGGAUGGCCAUCCAUCGAGUUUGCGAUGGACGGCGUUGGAGCUCACUCGCAUUGGCGCCGAUAAUGCUCGACACACCGGAGCCGAUGUUUCGUCCUACAUUCCGCGCAUCCAUGCUUCGACUUUUCUUAAUAAUCUCCAGCAGGAAAUCUCCCCCUUGGUGAAAGCGCAUUACUACCUUGCCCGGUCGAAUACAUUACCCCUCACUCUCCUUCGCAUAUUCGUGACCAACUCGCCCUAUCAACACCCGCGCCAGCCACCGGAAACGCUCACGGACUCGUCAAAGGUGAUCUAUGUCGCUUUUCCAGAUAGUUGCCCGUUCGUUUAUACUUCUAUCGCGUCGUCUACAGGCUCCAAAGCUUCCUCUAGCCAUGCGGCUGCACCAGAUACCCGAAGCUUACAGCGCAUCGUGCGAGACGCCGUCCCGAAAGCGUUGUCACUUCCGCAGCAAAGAUACGGCCUUAAAGCGACGUCAUUGACAGCAAAGAGCCUCCAGGCGCUUUUAGCGCUCCGAGGACCAGGCCGCUCAAACAGAGCCAAUGGCGCGUUCAGCAUAUUUGCCGAUGCCGUGGUGGAAGGGAGCCCACUGGACCCUCGACCAUCGAAUACGGUGACCCCCGAAGAAUACCUCACCCAAACCGAAGCAGUGAAGGACAAGAGAAAAGACCUAGAUGACCAGAAAGGAAACGAGACAUCCGCGACACAGCAAUUAGGGAGCAAAACUUGGAGUUCAGAACAAGACUCGCAUGUCCCCAAAAAGCGCAAACUCGCUAUUCAUUCCCGCUUCGGCACUUCUGGAUCGUUGUCUUCUGCUCCCUUGGACCGCCUUGAUGUCAGACUUCUGGACCGCCCGGAUGGAGAGGAUGAAGAUGAAGACACAGACCAUGCACAAUACUCUCUCUCGCUUACGUUGGCUGGCUCGGAUGUUAUAAGCGGAAUUCGCAAGCUUGCGGAACUGGGUGUCGUUGAUCUGGAACGGAUGCCUUCCUGGAUGACAGGUGAAGAGGCUGUCACUGUUGCGGUCGUUCAUCGAGGACAUCGCGUGAUCAAAGACAGUGGAUGAAAGGGAAGAUCUAUUGGUGUCAUGCGUACUUCACUUCUCUUAUACACAACGAACUGGAGGUAACACAUUCAUCCUAGCGGAAGACGCGCUUAAGCGAUAUCAUAUAACCGUCUACAUAGCCAUAUCCGGUUCAAAUCAUGCUGUCUGCAACCCACGAGAAUUAUAGAAACUCUCGCCCUGGUCCUUGCCUCCCUUCCACUUGCCAAGGACUUGGACUCCAUGACACGUAGUGGGUUUCAAGGAUGCCGCUAAGAAGCUAGGAGGAUAUAGUGGAAAUUUGUAUCUGGCCCCAAUCCAGUGGGGUGCAUGAUGAGUGGAAGCAUUGUAAUGUGUUGAUGGUAAACAGUUACUUGUGCCAUUAUGGCCAAAAGAUUUCGAAAAUAGAUAAAUAUCUGUUUUUCCGAACAGGAUAUAGAUAUACCAAUAACAUACUCGAUUAGCAAUAAAUCCUAGGUAUCUUAGCCAGCUCAGAGAAGCAACAAUUUACAAACUCUCAUCCAACG